Coccidioides immitis RS is the source of this 327-nucleotide messenger RNA. RefSeq lists its product as uncharacterized. The record is from RefSeq and is a predicted model, not a curated record. The coding region runs from base 1 to 327 and encodes 108 amino acids. Lineage: Eukaryota; Fungi; Ascomycota; Eurotiomycetes; Onygenales; Onygenaceae. The transcript has 2 exons.
AUGGCCGAUCGGAUUCGGACUGAGUGGAGGCCGAAAACAGACACGGGGCCUGUUGCACGUGGAAGAGGCAGGGCAAGAGCCAGAGAGUAUCGCAAGUCACGAAUACCAACGUUGUUUAGUCGACACUGUUUUGAAAGACCAGUUGCCGGGAUUGGUAUACCGGGAUCUGCGGGUGGAAUGCUUUCCUCUCGCUGUGCUGGCGCAAUGUCCGAUGAAGGGGGGAUGGGUGCCAAUCUUGCAUACCUUACAGGCAUCUGUGUGCCCGGAUGGAUGUGUGGGCGAUGGAUUCAAGGGCAGCAGGUCGUUUUUACUAUGCCAUGGUUCUGA